AUGGCUCCUUCAAAAGGUUGUGAGAAUCUUGCAAUCAAUCAAACUCUUCCCGAAGCAGUGCACAUGUUUGAAACAAGAGAAAUAAAAAAAGAACAGCUUUUGAAAAAUAGAAGUGGAUCUCUACAAAAGCGUCCACGAACCGGUAGGCAUUCGCCUAAGCUCGAAAGCAUUGAAAACAUGGAACCUUUUCAAAAAGAGGAGGAGAAGGCGUUGUCGGCAAAACAUGGCGCAUAUAUGAUGAAUAACUAUUAUGACAAGGGAGCCAUGGUACCAUACGGUUACAACACUUAUGCUGGUGAGUUAAUUGUACACAAAACCACUGUUAAGGUCAACAUCAUUUUAUUUAGGUUACGGUAA
Molecule: messenger RNA, 357 nt
Organism: Strongylus vulgaris
Lineage: Eukaryota; Metazoa; Nematoda; Chromadorea; Rhabditida; Strongylidae
Source: the annotation of a GenBank genome assembly